AUGUCGUGGCAAGGUACAGCUUACCGAGAUCCCAUCUUGAUCCGCACAUGCCGAACCGUUCUCGCUAACCGUCUAUUUUAUGUUCGCAGCCUCGUCGGCACCGGCCAUGUCGACAAAGCAGCCAUUUUCAACGCCGAGGGCACCUCCGUAUGGGCGACGUCUCCCGGCUUCAACGUGACACCGGCCGAACUGCAGGAAAUCGUUGGCGCGUACAAAGACACCUCUAUGCCCAAGAAAGUCCAGUCCACGGGUCUACACAUCGCAGGCCAGAAAUAUAUCGUCAUCAAGGCCGAUGAGACGAGUCUGUACGGGAAGAAGGGACGAGAAGGCGUUGUGAUUGUCAAGACAAAGCAGGCCCUCCUUAUCACACACUACCCCGAGACGAUACAACCGGGCACAGCUGCCAAUACUGUUGAGAAGCUCGGCGCCUACCUCGUCAGUGUGGGAUACUAA
This is a messenger RNA of Capronia coronata CBS 617.96, 453 nucleotides long. RefSeq lists its product as uncharacterized. The record is from RefSeq and is a predicted model, not a curated record. Gene Ontology annotation, cellular component: cell cortex. Gene Ontology annotation, molecular function: actin monomer binding. The coding region runs from base 1 to 453 and encodes 150 amino acids. Lineage: Eukaryota; Fungi; Ascomycota; Eurotiomycetes; Chaetothyriales; Herpotrichiellaceae. The transcript is spliced from 3 exons.